Vitrella brassicaformis is the source of this 433-nucleotide messenger RNA. The record is from the annotation of a GenBank genome assembly. Lineage: Eukaryota; Vitrellaceae.
UUUCACUGUGGACCCUUGACAUUGAAUAAUGUGAAUGCACAGACCAGUAUAUCAACAGCGAUAAUGUAAUGUCUCUGUACAAUCUAUCAACCCAAUCCAUCAACCAUCAUGUUGAUGAAUUGUACAGACUGCGGGACAUGCUUCUUCCUCAUGGGACGCUCACUAUCAUCUACGGCGGGCUGCUCUGCUGCUACCCUUGCCGACAAACGUGUAGUGCCUUGACUCCACGGCCCGCCGGUGUGCGAUGGCCAUCUGCUUGGCCUUCUCGAAGCCAAGCUCCUUGAUGGAGAAGGUCUUGGCCAUGUUCUCGCCGUCAUCCCGCCAUUUGGCCCGCCAACUGUUGGUGCUCUUGUCGUAGGUGACGCCCCUCACGCCGCUCUGGUGCUCAGCGGGCUUCUGCACAGACGCCCGCCUGCAACGCUCCAUCUCGAGA